AUGGGCAAUUUCGGCGCAGGCCACGACCACGACCACGACCACGACCACGACCACGACCACGACCACGACCACGUCCACGGCCGCGGGAUGGUGCCUGCAGCCUGCACUGCACUGCACUGCACUGCACUGCACUGCACUGCUGCCGCUGCCGCUGCAGCUGCAACCGCAGAGUUUCCCGGCCCUGUCGGACGGCGCAAAUUGACCCGAGGCGCUGGGCUCUCUUCAUCCGAGCCCAGAGGGAGAGCUGGUCGAGCAGAUGAUGCUUUUGCCGCCUUCUUUUUUGUUAGCAAGGGGAUUCCGCGCACCUUGCCGUCUGGUCAGAUCCGACGACGCCGAGGAUGCCACAUGCACCCUGCCACCCGCAGCACGAGUCGCGCGGCGAACCGUGGGUCUGGCGCCCAUCCAUCAUCGCAUUCAUCGCAUCCAUCGCAUCCAUCGCAUCCAUCGGGUGCUGGCACUCGGCGUCUGGGCGUUUUGAUAUUCGGCUGCGGGGCUUUCACCGCUUCGUUGGUCCCGCACUGGGAGGGGGCAGCGCCUGCUGCUGCUGCCGCUGCUGCUGCUGCUGCUGGCCCGCUCGGGAGUAGCGCGGCAAACCCCGAACCCCGCCUGGCCAGCAGAGGGGCAGAGGGGCAGAGGGGCAGAGGGGCAGAGGGGCAGAGGGGCAGAGGGGCGGCGCUGCUGGGCGGCACUGGCCGCGGGGCAAACCCCACGCUCCCAGUCAGCUGCCUGCUGCACCGCACCGCACCGCACCGCACCGCACCGCACCGCACCGCACUGCAUUGCAUUGCAUUGAAUUGCAUCAACCUUGCACUGCGUCGCAUUGCAUCAACGUUGCGUGGCCGCCGUCGCGGACUUUUGCAAAGUCGUCGUCGUCGUCGUCGUCGUCGACAUGCACGCAGCAUCUUCUCGCCAACGCAAGCUUCAACGGCGUCUGGUCGCCAGCGUGCGCCAGCGUGCGCCGGGGCCAGACGCCACUUGGCGCUGGGGGUGGAAAGCCGCCAGGGCCGCCCCUCCAAUCCGAGCGCGGCCGGUUGCCAGCGUGCCUUGCAUGUGCUUUUGCUUCAAGUGCUUCAUUGCUGCUUCAACUGCUUGCUUGCUUCAUGUUGCUUGCUUGCUGCAAGCAAGCCCUCCCACCCAACUGGUUCGGCGGGCGUCAAGCUGCCAAUGCGAAGCGAAUCACGCAAGCCUGCCGCAACGCAGGGACCAUCCGAUCAAAUCAUCAUAUCCGGUCGACAAGUUCCUGCGUCCGCCAAGGAUUUGAACGGAUCCAGAAACACAUAA
Molecule: messenger RNA, 1281 nt
Organism: Ustilaginoidea virens
Lineage: Eukaryota; Fungi; Ascomycota; Sordariomycetes; Hypocreales; Clavicipitaceae
Exons: 4
Coding region: 1-1281 (426 amino acids)
Source: RefSeq, a predicted model, not a curated record